This is a messenger RNA of Menidia menidia (Atlantic silverside), 498 nucleotides long. NCBI's taxonomy places the organism in Eukaryota, Metazoa, Chordata, Actinopteri, Atheriniformes, Atherinopsidae. The record is from the annotation of a GenBank genome assembly.
AUGACCCCGGUGUGCCCGGUGGACUUCCUGUUCCUGGUGGACAGCUCUGAUGUUUCCGGGCGGGUUCUGUUUGAGCGUCAGAAGGAGCUGGUUCUGCGCGUUAGCGGGCGGCUUUUGGCGCUGCGCUCCUCCGGGUGGCGUCUGCGCGUGCGUCUGGCCGCGCUGCAGUUCGGCGGGGGAAACAUUUCGGUGCAGCACAACCUGCGCGACUGGCAGGAUGCGGACGGUGGCGGCCAUGGCCUUCCUGGGGGGGGGGGCGCCCCCCCCGGGAGGGCCAUGGCCGCCGCCGCCCGCCUGUUCCGGGGGGAGAGUUCCCCCGCCGGCCUGAAGGGGGCGCUGCUGCUGCUAUCGGCCGCCGGCCCCGACCACUAUAGCGCCGCCGCCGCCGAGGAGAAGCUGCAGGGCGUCCGGCUGCUAACCAGCACAAUUGUAAGGAGCAAAAGCCAAAGGCCUGUCUCUGUCGGAAAGGGGAGAUGGGUCAUCCUGGAAGUCCGGUAG